UUUUCAAUGAAAAGGAAUGGAAUACAUUUUUAACUUUCUUCCGUUGUUUCAUCCGUUCUCAAUAUAAAUGGACGAAGUAUCAAGCGCUGUUGUUCGAGUACCUAGAGGGGGAGAUAAAGUAUAUAAGGAUCAGUGCAUUUAUUGUUUUCAAACACCGAAAUUUGAUGGUGGUUUAUAUAUUUGUCUCAACUCGUUUCUCGGAUUUUGUGUUGACCAUGUCAAACUCUACCGCGACAAAACCGGCAGAAGAGUCUACUUACAUUAUAAACAACUGAUAAGGCCCAAGGAUGAGUCUCAAACACCAGUUGAUGAUCCACCAAAAAAGAAACCAACCAAAAUGGCCAUAGGUGUAGAAGGCGGUUUUGAUCUUGAUGAAGUGAAGCUUGAAUAUGAAGAUCUUUAUUCGCUGAUUGUUCUCAACAACGACAAGGAAGACACAGUUUUUGCUUUUCCUAAUGAACAAAUACCUGAACAGGUUCGACUAUCAAUAACUGGAAUAAUAACAACAAAUACCUCAGCAUUUUCUGAAAAGAUUUCCUCUUGGAGUGAAGAGAAAAGAUCUGUCUCGAAGUACGCAGAACACCUCAAACAAGUAGAUAAUGGCGUGAAAAUCCCACCGAGUGGAUGGAAAUGCGGAAAUUGUGACCUCACACAAAAUUUAUGGCUGAAUUUGACAGACGGCAAAAUUUUAUGUGGAAGAAAAUUCUACGACGGUUCGGGAGGGAACAACCACGCUUUGGAAUACUUUAAAGAAACUGGAUAUCCGCUCUGUGUGAAACUUGGAACCAUAACACAAAGUGAAGCUGAUGUAUUCUCAUAUGCUGAAGACGAUAUGGUGGAAGAUCCGUUUCUUUCGAAACAUUUGGCACAUUUUGGCAUAAACAUCGCUGCCUUAGAAAAGACGGACCGAACAAUGACGGAGCUCGAGAUUGAAAUGAACAUGAAACUACAAUUAGAAUUUGAUGCUAUUCAGGAAUCUGGUAAAAAGUUAACGCCACUUUUUGGCCCUGGCUUCACUGGUCUACACAACUUAGGAAAUAGCUGUUACAUGAACUCUGUCGUACAAGUUUUGUUUUCUCUUCCGGAAUUUAACGAGAGGUACACGCAUUCGCGAGAAAAAAUAUUCCAAGAGCGGCCAAUCCAAGCAGUGGAGGAUUUUGAUGUACAAAUGUCAAAACUUGGUCAUGGUCUCCUGUCAGGUGACUACUCGAUACCCCCAAAGAUUAACGGGACUGAUGAAGAGAAAGCUGCAGCCGAGGACCUCCGCGGUAUUUCUCCUCACAUGUUCAAAUCUCUUGUUGGCAAAGGUCAUGCAGAGUUUUCAACUAACCGUCAACAGGACGCCCAGGAAUAUUUACUCUACUUACUUGAUAUGAUAGAUAAACUACAGAGAAAAUCGUCCACAACAAAUAAUCCAGUUGAUAAUUUCAGAUUUAAAGUUGAAGACAGGAUUGAGUGUAUCGAAUCAAAGAAAGUGAAAUAUCAUUGUCGAGAGGAUUUAGCAUGGUCAUUGUCUAUACCAAUGGAGGAAAUAGUUAACAAAGAUGAGUACGAGGCGUUUGAAAGAUACCGAGAAGAAAUGGAAAAGAAUAAUGAAAAAAUAGAUCCCGAAAAAGUUGUUCGUCUCCGGAUACCGCUGACCACAUGCAUAAAAAACUUUGCUCAGGAUGACGUCAUAGAUGGUUUUUACAGUACAGCUUUGGAGCGAAAGUCUGUUGUCAAAAAAACGACUCGUUUUCAAACUUUUCCAAAUUACCUUCUUAUUCACAUGAGAAAGUUCACAAUUGGAGAGGACUGGACUCCCAAGAAACUCGACAUUGCCUUUGAUGUGGAUGACGUCAUCGAUAUAAGUGAGCUACGCGGUUAUGGUCUGCAGCCUGGGGAAGAAGAGUUACCAGACCUCGUGGAUGAACGUCAAAGCGCCCCUCAAGUUGAUGAAAAUUCUGUACAACAGCUAACGGCGAUGGGUUUCCCACUUAAUGGCUGUAGAAGAGCAGUUUACAGCACUGGAAAUAGCGGCGUCGAGGCUGCCAUGAAUUGGAUAUUUGACCAUCAAAAUGACCCAGACUUCAACGAGCCCUUACAAAGUCCGUCUGGUGGGAAAAAGACAUCACAGAUGACUGUGAACGAAGAAUCACUUGCGAUGUUAAUGUCCAUGGGUUUUAACCAAAACCAGGCGACGAAAGCAUUAAGAAUGACGGAAAACAAUUUAGAACGCGCAGCAGAUUGGAUAUUUUCGCAUGCCGCGGAAUUGGACGAAAUGGAAACGGAUGAACCACAAGAGCAAACUGGGCCCAAAUGUCCCGAUGGAGAGGGAAAAUAUCAAUUAAUUGCUCUGAUAAGUCACAUGGGAACCUCAACAUCAUGUGGGCAUUAUGUAUGUCAUAUAUUGAAGGAAGGAAGAUGGAUAAUCUUCAACGAUCGAAAAGUAGCUGUCUCAGAAAAUCCUCCGAAAAGUUUAGCUUACUUAUAUCUUUAUAAAAGACUCUAACGGUUUUUAAUAGAAAAUAAUAUAAGCGAGUUUACAAUUGUUAUUUUGCUAUAAUUUAAAAAAUACCUGGCCAUCGCAGGA
Molecule: messenger RNA, 2572 nt
Organism: Dendronephthya gigantea
Lineage: Eukaryota; Metazoa; Cnidaria; Anthozoa; Malacalcyonacea; Nephtheidae
Product: ubiquitin carboxyl-terminal hydrolase 5-like
Exons: 28
Coding region: 68-2491 (807 amino acids)
Biological process (GO): protein deubiquitination
Molecular function (GO): cysteine-type deubiquitinase activity; protein binding; zinc ion binding
Source: RefSeq, a predicted model, not a curated record